GCGCGGCUCGGCGCGGCGCGGCGCGGGGCGCAUCGAAGGGCACCGCCGAGGGGCGCGGGCGCAGCCGGAAGCUGGGGCGGGGCGCCCGCGCGGGAUGCGGUGAAGGGCAAGCGGCGCGGCGGCGGCGGCGAUGAGUGCCUCCGCGGCCACGGGGGUCUUCGUGCUGUCCCUCUCGGCCAUCCCGGUCACCUACGUCUUCAACCACCUGGCUGCCCAGCACGAUUCCUGGACGAUUGUAGGGGUUGCUGCCUUCAUCCUGUUCCUGGUAGCCUUGUUGGCUCGUGUCCUCGUCAAAAGAAAGCCACCCCGGGACCCACUGUUCUAUGUGUACGCGGUUUUUGGAUUUACCAGCGUGGUGAACCUCAUCAUAGGACUGGAGCAGGACGGGAUCAUUGACGGCUUCAUGACACACUACUUGAGAGAGGGUGAACCGUAUCUGAACACGGCCUAUGGGCACAUGAUCUGCUACUGGGAUGGCUCUGCUCAUUAUCUGAUGUAUCUGGUGAUGGUGGCAGCCAUAGCAUGGGAGGAAAGUUAUAGAACCAUUGGCCUGUAUUGGGUCGGAUCUAUUAUUAUGAGCAUUGUUGUUUUUGUGCCAGGAAACAUUGUAGGGAAAUAUGGAACACGCAUUUGCCCUGCUUUUUUCUUAAGCAUACCAUAUACUUGUCUUCCUGUUUGGGCUGGUUUCAGAAUCUAUAAUCAGCCAUCAGAAAAUUAUAAUUAUCCCUCAAAGGUCAUUCAGGAAGUCCAAGCGAAAGACCUGCUGAGAAGACCAUUUGAUUUAAUGUUGGUUGUGUGUCUCCUUCUGGCAACUGGAUUUUGCCUGUUUAGAGGCUUGAUUGCUUUGGAUUGCCCAGCUGAGCUCUGCCGAUUAUAUACGCAAUUUCAAGAGCCCUACCUAAAGGAUCCUGCUGCUUACCCUAAAAUCCAGAUGCUGGCAUAUCUGUUCUAUUCUGUCCCUUACUUUGUGAUGGCGCUUUAUGGCUUAGUGGUUCCUGGCUGCUCCUGGAUGCCUGACAUAACACUGAUACAUGCUGGAGGUCUAGCUCAGGCUCAGUUUUCUCACAUCGGUGCUUCUCUUCAUGCUAGAACUGCUUAUGUCUACAGAGUUCCUGAAGAAGCGAAAAUCCUUUUUUUAGCAUUAAACAUAGCAUAUGGAGUUCUUCCUCAGCUCUUGGCCUAUCGAUGUAUCUACAAACCAGAGUUCUUCAUAAAAACAAAGGCAGAUGAAAAAGUUGAAUAAAAGCAUUAUUUUAUGUUCUUUCUCUCUAGUGUUGCUGACUUUUGUUAUCUUGGUGCUGAUAUUUGGUCCCAUUCCACUCUCUUCCCACAAGAAACAUUUAAGAAUACAUAAAUUCUUGUUCCGUAUUGUAUAUGUGAGCUAUCAUAGGAAUUAUGUGGGUAAAUUUUCUUUAUUUUGAAGGAAAAUUGAAGUUAUUCAGAAAGUUUGCUUAAAGAAAUAUAUUUCAAGUUAUUUGUGAAUAAACUCGACCACCUAUCUCAAUAUUCUGUUUGCACAUAUUAAAUAUAAGUGUGAAAAAUUACAAUUUAGCUCCUAUAAUAGUGAGCAUGAAAAGGACAAAAGUGAAAAUGGUCUAUGCAUAUUAAAAAUUUCAAAAGAGCAAAUACAGAUUGGAGAAAUAUUUUUGCAUAUAAGAUCUAUGUUUCAUUAUCAACCUCAAUAUAAAAGACAAAUCAUCAGAAUAUUUAAAAAUGUUGCUUGAAAAAUGUUUUCCCAAGGAAAGUAUAUUAUUUACUGCUGUUUCAAAAAUUGCUUUUACUGAAAAUUGUGAGUCUAAAUAGCUAAGGAGGGAUCUAUAACUUUAUCAUUACCCUUAUUUUAUUGGUGACUGGAAAUAUUUCUAUUGCAUUUCAGUGUAUAUUUUUAAUAAAUCAUUUUUGGUCUUUUAUGAAGACAAAUUGUAUUAAAUUUGAAACAUUUUGUAUUUUUUUUUUUUCAGAAAAAGUUCUGCAGUCUUUAGGCUUUUUGUUUUGAAAAUCUGUCGGUAAUAUGUUCCAAUUCAAAAUGUCAUUUACAUUCUCCUUAUGUUUUAGUGUGAGCAAUGAAGAGGACGGACUUUUGAUGAAUUAAUUAAAUUUCAUUAAUUUUAGAUUAAAAUAUUCAAAAUUAAAAAGUACCUUUUAAGGA
Hippopotamus amphibius kiboko is the source of this 2149-nucleotide messenger RNA. RefSeq names its product transmembrane 6 superfamily member 1 (gene TM6SF1). Bases 131 to 1243 code for a protein of 370 amino acids. Gene Ontology annotation, cellular component: lysosomal membrane. NCBI's taxonomy places the organism in Eukaryota, Metazoa, Chordata, Mammalia, Artiodactyla, Hippopotamidae. The record is from RefSeq and is a predicted model, not a curated record. The transcript has 10 exons.